Messenger RNA from Myripristis murdjan (pinecone soldierfish), 2705 nucleotides. RefSeq names its product mitogen-activated protein kinase 15 (gene mapk15). The record is from RefSeq and is a predicted model, not a curated record. Bases 364 to 2274 code for a protein of 636 amino acids. Gene Ontology annotation, molecular function: ATP binding; MAP kinase activity. The transcript has 14 exons. Lineage: Eukaryota; Metazoa; Chordata; Actinopteri; Holocentriformes; Holocentridae. Gene Ontology annotation, biological process: protein phosphorylation.
CUACAAAACGCUGCGUUAGCCCGGUCUGAGGUCCAGCGGCCAACCUGCACUUUGGGAUUAUCCAAACUCGCAGUCAGAACUGACUUCCACCCCCGGUGUUAAAAAAACAGAACAAAACAAAACAAAACAUCAGCGACCGUGUUACUUUGGUGGACUGUGACAGAGAAAUUUUAAGCACAGAGAGGAAACUAACCUGCGGCUUCAACAUUGAUUGAUCAGGCAGCGACGCGGCGCUUGUCUAGUAACUUAAAAGUCGCAUGUGGGUCUGCGCUGCCAACACUUUGCACCUGUUUUAAAGACAUUUUAAUCCUAAUGAUCUGUUUAAGGUACUAUCAAACGACGUGAAUAGUUGUGCGUGACCAAAUGAACUGGACUCUAAAAAUGAGCAAAAAAGGCGAAGGGGUGAGCGUCUCCGAGGUGGAGGAACACAUCUCUCUGAAAUAUGAAAUCAAGAAGAGGCUUGGAAAAGGGGCCUAUGGCAUCGUGUGGAAGGCAGUCGACAGACAGACAGGCGAGGUUGUGGCUGUGAAGAAGAUCUUUGAUGCCUUCAGAAACAGGACAGAUGCCCAGCGGACAUUCAGAGAAAUCAUGUUCCUUCAGGAGUUUGGGGAUCACACCAACAUCAUCAGGCUUCUCAAUGUCAUCAGAGCACAGAAUGAUAAAGACAUUUACCUCAUCUUUGAAUUUAUGGAUACUGACCUGCAUGCAGUUAUAAAGAAAGGCAGUUUAUUGAAGGACAUCCAUAAGCGUUUUGUCAUGUACCAGCUCCUCAAAGCCACCAAGUACCUGCACUCAGGAAACGUUAUCCACAGGGACCAAAAGCCGUCCAACGUCCUCCUGGACACCGACUGUCGUGUCAAACUGUGUGACUUUGGGUUGGCCAGAUCUCUCUGCCAGAUGCAAGAGGAUUCUGGGAACCCGGCGCUGACGGAAUACGUGGCCACGCGGUGGUACCGAGCUCCUGAGAUCCUGCUGGGAUCCACAAGGUACACCAAGGGUGUGGACAUGUGGAGCAUUGGUUGUAUCCUGGGAGAGAUGCUUUUGGGUAAAGCCCUGUUCCCCGGGACAUCCACCAUCAACCAAAUAGAGAAGAUAAUGAGUGCCAUACCACACCCCAGCCCAGAUGAUAUUCUCUCUAUCAAGUCUGAAUAUGGUGCCUCUGUUAUUCAGAGGAUGUUACUGAAACCCCAGGUGCCUCUGGAGGAUCUUCUCCAGCCAUCUGUGCCUGCUGAUGCUCUGGACCUGCUGAAACGCUUGCUUGUUUUCAACCCAGACAAGAGGCUCACUGCUGAGCAAGCCCUCCAACACCCAUAUGUAGCCAGGUUCCAUAACCCAGCCAAGGAGCCAGCCCUGAGUUAUGAUGUUGUGCUGCCGCUGGAUGAUGAUGUACAGUUGUCUGUGGUUCAAUACCGCAACAAACUUUAUGAGAUGAUGGUGGAGAAAAGAACUAAUCAGACCAUGCCAAGACCAAUCCAGCCGAAGCAGAGUGACAGAACUGGCUCUGGCUCAUCAGGAUCCGGGUCAGACUCGGCAUAUGACAGGGAGCAUGUCAACGGCAAGGACAAACCCACCGGGAACGACAAAGAAGAAAAGGUCCCCGAUGCAGAACAAGAUGGGACUGUUGACCAAGACAGGAAAACACAACAUGAAAAGACUGAUAGGUCAAAAAGCUUGCCUUUACAUGGAGGCAUCAUAAAACCUGGGCCAGAAAAUGAAUCCAUCCAGCCCCCUGUGGAGAAGUCUAGCCGGACAGCUAACCCUGUCAUAGGGAAGCUCACGUACAACCCCAUCACACACGCCCCGAAUGGUUUUGUCAGGAGUCCAGGCGGCCCUCCGCAUUAUUACCAGUGUAGUGCAGCGACCAGGAGACAGACAAGCAAUGAGCAUAUUACUACAUCACCAACAGAGGGCGCUAAUGCUAAUACAUCCAUAGAGCAGAUCCUACAGCGUGGGCGCUCAGCCCCUGUGGCCCGCACCCACUCCUUCUCCCUGACUCUAACUCAAGCCCACAACAACCCGCUUGUCCGCAGGGACGAGCCAUUGAUGUCCCCAGGGAUAUGUGUGACCUCUGCCCACCUGUACGAGCGCUCCCACUCUCAGGUCCGUGAAGCGCGCCCGCCACCACGUUUCAGCAAGAAAGUCUUUCAGAACAACUCUAAUGUGGCAGGCGCGGGUGACCCUCGGGCCAAACUGGGCAGCUAUUCCCAGGCUUAUGGCACUAUCAACAAGACCGGAUUGGACAAUCUACUGCGGAACUGCCCUUACAACCAAUAACACACUGGAGUUUACAUGGAUAGAUGGGACCUGCGUUUUGCUUGUAUUAGGAAAGGCCCCUUCCACUACAAACGUUACCUUCAACUAGGAUGUUGCCAGGUGAAAGAGACCUUGUAAAAAAAUAUAUAUAGAGAGAGAGAGAAAUAAAAAAAAGCUCUACAUUGUAUAGAUUGUGCCCAUGGAGACAUGGAAUUCCAUCCACUGUGACAGUGAAUGUGUAUUUGUAAAGUUCAGUGUGAUUUCAUAUCACUGUUAUCAAAUUUGAUCAGAAACACAUGUUGACAUGCCAAACUGGUAUACACAGUUUUUCCAUAUUUUACUUUCAGUUCUAUUUUAUAUAGUGGAGUAACUUAUGCAACAGAGAAAUAUGUUUAAUGUAAAUACAGUUACAAGAAACCUGUUUGUUCCUUUAACGUGUAUAGAAAGCAAAA